AUGACCGACCUCUUGAGAAGUGUUGUCACCAUCAUUGAUGUUUUCUACAAAUACACCAGCCAAGAUGAGGAAUGCGCCACACUGAGCACGGAUGAGCUAAAGGAACUUCUGGAGAAAGAGUUUCGGCCAAUUCUGAAGAACCCAGAUGAUCCAGAUACAGUGGAUGUCAUUAUGCAUAUGCUGGAUCGAGAUCAUGACCGAAGAUUGGACUUUAAUGAGUUUCUUCUGAUGGUAUUCAAGCUGGCUAUGGCCUGCAACAAGGUUCUCAGCAAAGAAUACUGCAAGGCUUCAGGGUCAAAGAAGCAGAAGCAUGGGAAUUGUCACCGACACCCAGAAGAAGAAAGUGAAACAGAAGAAGAUGAGGAUACAUCAGGACAGAAAUCAGGUUACAAAAAUCUAAGUAGGAGUAAGGGAAAAGAGCAUGGUUAUGGUUCUAAGGGCUCAAGGAGAACUGUGAAACACAGACAUGGGUCCAACUCCUGGAGGCUGGGGAUGCAAGACAGUUCAUCUAGCUUAGGGAACCAAGAGGAAUUUGAGAAAAGGCGCCGUGGGUCUAGCUCUAGUCACUCACAGAGUAGUGGCAAAAAAAGACAUGGUUCCACCUCUGGAAAGCUAGAGGAAAGAAGAAACAAUUCACAUGUUAGCUCCUCUAGGGAAUCUGGGGAGGAAUCUGAAUCUGAAUCUGAAUCUGAAUAUAAGAGUGGGGGAAGGAAAGGUCACGGUGGUCUGUCAUGUGGAAUGGAAGUUAGUGGGCAUGAAUCUAACUCUACUCAGUCAAGAAGGAGUGGAGGACAACAGCUUCCAUCUAGCUCUAAAGGUUCAACAGACAAUGGAAGACAAAGCUAUGUAUGUGGUAUUAGCAAUUCAAGUGAGUGUGGAGGAACACAAAAUGCUUUUAGCUCUUGUCAGGCAGGUAGAUUUGGAGGGCAAAGAACUAAAUCUAGAUGUACUCAGUCAGGUUGUCAAUCAGGAUAUAAGGGAAGACAAAGUCACACAUAUAUCUCAGGAGGUCAAUCCUCUGGAUAUGGUCAAUGUAAGCAUAGCUCCUGUAGCCAAUCUUCUUCUCAUAGAAGAUAUGAAUCUAUGGCAUGUUGUCAACCACAGAAUUGUGGAAGACAACAGGAAAUAGGAUCAAGUCAAUCCUCUUGCUAUGGCCAAUAUGGGUCUGGAGCAUGUCAGUCUUCUAACUGUAGUCAACAAGGAUCUGGUUGCCGUAAAUGCUCCAGGAACUCUCAUCAAACAAGAUGUCCUUCAAAUGAUUAUUCUAAAUAUGGUGAACAUAGGGCUUGCUCUGGACAGUCCUCUGGUAUUGGAAAGAAUGGGUGUGGCUCAGCUCACACUACCUGUGGACAACAUGGGUCUGGCUCAGGUCAGUCCUCUGGCUAUGGCCAACAACAGUCCAACGCAGGUCAGUCCUCAGGAUUUGGAAAACAUGGGUCGGGCUCAGAUCACUCCUCUAGACAUACAGUAAAUAGUUCCCACUCCAGCGACUCAGGAACUGUAGGAAAACAGAACUCUGCAUCAUCUCAGACUUCUACUCGUAGGCAAAACCAAGAGUCAGAUUCAAGUGAAACUAGAACACAAGAAACCAGAAACACUGGAGGCACUAAAAGUGCAUGCCUUUCAGGGCCUGCAGAGGGACAAUCAGGGACUUGCUAUGGCAAUGGAAAAUCUGCAGAGACACAUUUUGGAUCCUCCGACACAGGGAGACAAGGAUCGACUCAGGGGCAAUCAGGGGACGCCAGAAGACACUCUCAGGUAGGCAGAAGUAAAUCUUCGCACACUGGAUCUCACACCAGUGGAAGAAGGGAAGCAAGUCACAGUGAGGUCAGUGACAGUGAAGGCCAGUCAGGAGUCUCUCAUGGACACUCAGGAUCCAGUCAUGGCCAGGCUAGAUCUCAACAUGGGCAGUCUGGAUCCUCUGUCAGAGGGAGACAGGAGGGAUCUCCACAGGCACAAUCAGGAGACUCCAGCAGACACUCUCAGUCUGGCCAUGGGCAAUCUUCACACACGGGAUCUGACAGGACUAGAACAGAAGCAAGUCACAGUGCGGUCAGUGACAGUGAAGACCAGUCAGGAGUCUCACAUGGACACUCAGGGUCCAGUCAUGGCCAGGCUAGAUCUCAGCAUGGACAGUCUGGAUCAUCUGUCCGAGGGAGAGAGGGAUCUACUCAGGGACAAUCAGGGGACUCCAGCAGACACUCUCAGGUAGGCAGAGGACAAUCUUCACACACUGGAUCUCACACCAGUGGAAGAAGGGAAGCAAGUCACAGUGAGGUCAGUGACAGUGAACACCACUCAGGAGUCUCUCAUGGACACUCAGGGUCCAGUCAUGGCCAGGCUAGAUCUCAACAUGGGCAGUCUGGAUCCUCUGUCAGAGGGAGACAGGGAUCUACUCAGAGACAACAGGGAGACUCCAGCAGACACUCUCAGUCAGGCCAUGGGCAAUCUUCACACACGGGAUCUGACAGGACUAGAACAGAAGCAAGUCACAGUGAGGUCAGUGACAGUGAAGGCCAGUCAGGAGUCUCUCAUGGACACUCAGGAUCCAGUCAUGGCCAGGCUAGAUCUCAACAUGGGCAGUCUGGAUCCUCUGUCAGAGGGAGACAGGAGGGAUCUACACAGGCACAAUCCGGAGACUCCAGCAGACACUCUCAGUCUGGCCAUGGGCAAUCUUCACACACGGGAUCUGACAGGACUAGAACAGAAGCAAGUCACAGUGAGGGCAGUGACAGUGAAGACCAGUCAGGAGUCUCACAUGGACACUCAGGGUCCAGUCAUGGCCAGGCUAGAUCUCAGCAUGGACAGUCUGGAUCCUCUGUCAGAGGGAGACAGGGAUCUACUCAGGGACAAUCAGGAGACUCCAGCAGACACUCUCAGGUAGGCAGAGGACAAUCUUCACACACUGGAUCUCACACCAGUGGAAGAAGGGAAGCAAGUCACAGUGAGGUCAGUGACAGUGAACACCACUCAGCAGUCUCUCAUGGACACUCAGGGUCCAGUCAUGGCCAGGCUAGAUCUCAGCAUGGGCAGUCUGGAUCCUCUGUCAGAGGGAGACAGGAGGGAUCUACCCAGGGACAAUCAGGACACUCCAGCAGACACUCUCAGUCGGGCCAUGGGCAAUCUUCACACACGGGAUCUGACAGGACUACAAGAGAAGCAAGUCACAGUGAGGUCAGUGACAGUGAAGGCCAGUCAGGAGUCUCUCAUGGACACUCAGGAUCCAGUCAUGGCCAGGCUAGAUCUCAACAUGGGCAGUCUGGAUCCUCUGUCAGAGGGAGACAGGAGGGAUCUACACAGGCACAAUCCGGAGACUCCAGCAGACACUCUCAGUCUGGCCAUGGGCAAUCUUCACACACGGGAUCUGACAGGACUAGAACAGAAGCAAGUCACAGUGAGGUCAGUGACAGUGAAGACCAGUCAGGAGUCUCACAUGGACACUCAGGGUCCAGUCAUGGCCAGGCUAGAUCUCAGCAUGGACAGUCUGGAUCCUCUGUCAGAGGGAGACAGGGAUCUACUCAGGGACAAUCAGGAGACUCCAGCAGACACUCUCAGGUAGGCAGAGGACAAUCUUCACACACUGGAUCUCACACCAGUGGAAGAAGGGAAGCAAGUCACAGUGAGGUCAGUGACAGUGAAGGCCAUUCAGCAGUCUCUCAUGGACACUCAGGGUCCAGUCAUGGCCAGGCUAGAUCUCAGCAUGGACAGUCUGGAUCCUCUGUCAGAGGGAGACAGGGAUCUACUCAGAGACAAUCAGGGGACUCCAGCAGACACUCUCAGGUAGGCAGAGGACAAUCUUCACACACUGGAUCUCACACCAGUGGAAGAAGGGAAGCAAGUCACAGUGAGGUCAGUGACAGUGAAGGCCAGUCAGCAGUCUCUCAUGGACACUCAGGGUCCAGUCAUGGCCAGGCUAGAUCUCAACAUGGGCAGUCUGGAUCCUCUGUCAGAGGGAGACAGGGAUCUACUCAGAGACAAUCAGGGGACUCCACCAGACACUCUCAGUCGGGCCAUGGGCAAUCUUCACACACGGGAUCUGACAGGACUACAAGACAAGCAAGUCACAGUGAGGUCAGUGACAGUGAAGGCCAGUCAGCAGUCUCUCAUGGACACUCAGGGUCCAGUCAUGGCCAGGCUAGAUCUCAGCAUGGACAGUCUGGAUCCUCUGUCAGAGGGAGACAGGGAUCUACUCAGGGACAAUCAGGAGACUCCAGCAGACACUCUCAGUCGGGCCAUGGGCAAUCUUCACACACGGGAUCUGACAGGACUACAAGAGAAGCAAGUCACAGUGAGGUCAGUGACAGUGAAGGCCAGUCAGCAGUCUCUCAUGGACACUCAGGGUCCAGUCAUGGCCAGGCUAGAUCUCAGCAUGGACAGUCUGGAUCCUCUGUCAGAGGGAGACAGGAGGGAUCUACACAGGCACAAACCAGAGACUCCAGCAGACACUCUCAGUCUGGCCAUGGGCAAUCUUCACACACAGGAUCUGACAGGACUAGAACAGAAGCAAGUCACAGUGAGGUCAGUGACAGUGAAGGCCAGUCAGGAGUCUCUCAUGGACACUCAGGAUCCAGUCAUGGCCAGGCUAGAUCUCAACAUGGGCAGUCUGGAUCCUCUGUCAGAGGGAGACAGGAGGGAUCUACACAGGCACAAUCCGGAGACUCCAGCAGACACUCUCAGUCUGGCCAUGGGCAAUCUUCACACACGGGAUCUGACAGGACUAGAACAGAAGCAAGUCACAGUGAGGGCAGUGACAGUGAAGACCAGUCAGGAGUCUCACAUGGACACUCAGGGUCCAGUCAUGGCCAGGCUAGAUCUCAGCAUGGACAGUCUGGAUCCUCUGUCAGAGGGAGACAGGGAUCUACUCAGGGACAAUCAGGAGACUCCAGCAGACACUCUCAGGUAGGCAGAGGACAAUCUUCACACACUGGAUCUCACACCAGUGGAAGAAGGGAAGCAAGUCACAGUGAGGUCAGUGACAGUGAAGGCCAUUCAGCAGUCUCUCAUGGACACUCAGGGUCCAGUCAUGGCCAGGCUAGAUCUCAGCAUGGACAGUCUGGAUCCUCUGUCAGAGGGAGACAGGGAUCUACUCAGAGACAAUCAGGGGACUCCAGCAGACACUCUCAGGUAGGCAGAGGACAAUCUUCACACACUGGAUCUCACACCAGUGGAAGAAGGGGAAGCAGUCACAGUGAGGUCAGUGACAGUGAAGGCCAGUCAGCAGUCUCUCAUGGACACUCAGGGUCCAGUCAUGGCCAGGCUAGAUCUCAGCAUGGGCAGUCUGGAUCCUCUGUCAGAGGGAGACAGGGAUCUACUCAGAGACAAUCAGGGGACUCCACCAGACACUCUCAGUCGGGCCAUGGGCAAUCUUCACACACGGGAUCUGACAGGACUACAAGAGAAGCAAGUCACAGUGAGGUCAGUGACAGUGAAGGCCAGUCAGCAGUCUCUCAUGGACACUCAGGGUCCAGUCAUGGCCAGGCUAGAUCUCAGCAUGGACAGUCUGGAUCCUCUGUCAGAGGGAGACAGGGAUCUACUCAGGGACAAUCAGGAGACUCCAGCAGACACUCUCAGGGUCCAGUCAUGGCCAGGCUAGAUCUCAACAUGGGCAGUCUGGAUCCUCUGUCAGAGGGAGACAGGAGGGAUCUACACAGGCACAAUCCGGAGACUCCAGCAGACACUCUCAGUCUGGCCAUGGGCAAUCUUCACACACGGGAUCUGACAGGACUAGAACAGAAGCAAGUCACAGUGAGGGCAGUGACAGUGAAGACCAGUCAGGAGUCUCACAUGGACACUCAGGGUCCAGUCAUGGCCAGGCUAGAUCUCAGCAUGGACAGUCUGGAUCCUCUGUCAGAGGGAGACAGGGAUCUACUCAGGGACAAUCAGGAGACUCCAGCAGACACUCUCAGGUAG
Molecule: messenger RNA, 5910 nt
Organism: Phyllostomus hastatus (greater spear-nosed bat)
Lineage: Eukaryota; Metazoa; Chordata; Mammalia; Chiroptera; Phyllostomidae
Gene: FLG2
Product: filaggrin 2
Biological process (GO): establishment of skin barrier
Cellular component (GO): nucleus; cornified envelope; keratohyalin granule
Molecular function (GO): calcium ion binding; transition metal ion binding; structural molecule activity
Source: RefSeq, a predicted model, not a curated record